Molecule: messenger RNA, 906 nt
Organism: Ornithodoros turicata
Lineage: Eukaryota; Metazoa; Arthropoda; Arachnida; Ixodida; Argasidae
Exons: 1
Coding region: 1-906 (301 amino acids)
Source: RefSeq, a predicted model, not a curated record
AUGUUCCAGCGACUUUGGCAGAAGGGAAUACGUUGGGACGAAGUUCUCCCACCUGACAUACUUGAAGACUGGCACUCUUGGUGUCGCGAGCUUCCCAAAGCCAAUGAUUUGUGCAUUCCCAGAAGGAUAAAGCGCACGGGGACAGUCCGACAACAAACGCUUCAUGUAUUCUGCGACGCUAGCCCGCAAGCUUACGGAGCCGUCAUCUACGUCAGAACAAUACAGGAAAGCAGCCUGUGCACAGUUCGUUUAGUCGUGGCAAAGUCUAGAGUUGCUCCUUUGAAGACGGUUUCUCUCCCACGCCUGGAACUGCUGGGGGCGUUACUGGGAGCACGACUUCUGUACUACAUUACCAAGAGCUUUGGUGCCAACCUGUCUACUACAUUGUGGACGGAUUCGAUGAUUGUCAUCAACUGGAUCAAGGGUGACACGCGUCGGUACAAGCCCUUUGUUUCCAACUGGACCACAGAGAUACAGGACCGCACGAACCCAUCGGACUGGCGAUACUGCCCUGGUAAAGAAAAUCCUGCCGAUCUCCUGACACGGGGAAUUUCGAUUGACUCUCUCCAAAAUCGAGCCGAUUGGUGGGAAGGGCCGCCGUGGCUGCAUGAAGACGAGGCUUACUGGCCACGACACAUGGAAUUGAUAGGAUUCCAAGACAAGGAAGUUAAAGCAACUGUCGUGCUGUCAGCUCCAUCAGUGUCAACCUGUCCCGUUCUGGAACUGGCAAACUUCUCUUCCCUGAACAAGGUUAUCCGGACUACGGCAUGGAUUUAUAGAUUUUUCUCCAACUCGAGUCAAGUGGAAAACAAAAUAACGGGCCCUUUCACAGCAUCUGAAAUUCAGCGAGCAGAAAACUACUGGAUACGACAAGUACAAGCGGAAUCGUUUCCAGAUGAACUUUGA